Messenger RNA from Haemonchus placei, 393 nucleotides. NCBI's taxonomy places the organism in Eukaryota, Metazoa, Nematoda, Chromadorea, Rhabditida, Trichostrongylidae. The record is from the annotation of a GenBank genome assembly.
AUGCCCGAAACGUUGUCAACAAUAAAAAUUGAAGCAAAGACGAGAGCUUUCAAUAUUCAAUAUACAACGAUGCAAUUAUGGGUUGAAGUGGUGAUUAUCACAUCUAUGAUCAUUUUACUAACUACAGAGCCACAUGCUGAGGUCCUAGCUGGACAGCCUGCACCCGCAUUGUGCACCUUGUGUUUCUUAAUCUACUACUUUUUCCAAUUUAUGAAUAAUGGUACAUCUUUUUCCAAUAUUUCAGUAUGCUUCGAUUACACCAACUUGCUUUUGCUUCAGGGAUUCUACACUCUUCUCAAAGCCAUCGCUGACUCAAUGGGAUCUUUCUACGAUCUCAUCGCAGUACAGGCGAUGGGCUGCCCUUCCUACCAGACUCUCUUUGGGACGUGUUAA